GGGAGGCGGCGGUGGGCGCGACGUCGGCGGCGGCGGCGGCGGCGGCGGCGGCAGCUGCAAGUUGGGCUGCAGGGGCAGCGCAUACACUACAAUGGCUGCUGGAAAGAGGCGUAAGGAAACAAUUUCCAGGCCCGCCGCGUCCAGCCCGAAAUAUGAGAAAAAAAUUAUUAGAAAUUCCGCGGGCGGUGUAAAGGCGGCGGACGGGCCGGAGGGAGGAUGUUAAAGCCCCGCGGUUGCCCCUUGGUGCUGCAUUGGCCGUAUUUGGCACCCAGAAUGCUUCAUUCUAUGGUGGUCUAUUGAUAAGGUUACCUUGCUAGAGUUUGGAGCAGGGCCUCAGAUUGGCCAAAAUGGGAAGGAUUGAAUUCCGCUCUCUUCCACGAAGAGUCAAUGGGACUGGCUAAGAUCAAGGUCUGAGGCUUUUUCCAUCUGUCAUCAGUCCCUUUUUGCUUUCUUUUACGACCACAUGAAACUUGAGAAGCCACCUAAAGCUAAAUCAUUUAGUGGAGUUGGGCAGUUCCCAAGUGUCCAACAAGAAGGCCUGGUUUAGGCUGCGAUGGCCACUGUCAUUCCUGGUGAUUUGUCAGAAGUAAGAGAUACCCAGAAAGUCCCUUCAGGGAAACGUAAGCGUGGUGAAACCAAACCAAGAAAAAACUUUCCUUGCCAACUGUGUGACAAGGCCUUUAACAGUGUUGAGAAAUUAAAGGUUCACUCCUACUCUCACACAGGAGAGAGGCCCUACAAGUGCAUACAACAAGACUGCACCAAGGCCUUUGUUUCUAAGUACAAAUUACAAAGGCACAUGGCUACUCAUUCUCCUGAGAAAACCCAUAAGUGUAAUUAUUGUGAGAAAAUGUUUCACCGAAAAGAUCAUCUGAAGAAUCACCUGCAUACACAUGACCCUAACAAAGAGACGUUUAAGUGUGAAGAAUGUGGCAAGAACUACAAUACCAAGCUUGGGUUCAAACGUCACUUGGCCUUGCAUGCUGCAACAAGUGGUGACCUCACCUGCAAGGUCUGUUUGCAGACUUUCGAAAGCACAGGAGUGCUUCUGGAGCACCUUAAAUCUCAUGCGGGCAAGUCGUCUGGCGGGGUUAAAGAGAAAAAGCACCAGUGCGAGCAUUGUGAUCGCCGUUUCUACACCCGGAAGGAUGUCCGGAGACAUAUGGUGGUGCACACUGGAAGAAAGGACUUCCUCUGUCAGUAUUGUGCACAGAGAUUUGGGCGAAAGGAUCACCUGACUCGACAUAUGAAGAAGAGUCACAAUCAAGAACUUCUGAAAGUCAAAACAGAACCAGUGGAUUUUCUGGAUCCAUUUACCUGCAAUGUUUCUGUGCCUAUCAAAGAUGAGCUCCUUCCGGUGAUGUCCUUACCUUCCAGUGAACUGUUAUCAAAGCCAUUCACAAACACUUUGCAGUUAAACCUCUAUAACACUCCAUUUCAGUCCAUGCAGAGCUCGGGAUCUGCCCACCAAAUGAUCACAACUUUACCUUUGGGAAUGACGUGCCCAAUAGACAUGGAUGCUGUUCAUCCUUCUCACCAUCUUUCUUUCAAAUACCCAUUCAGUUCUACCUCAUAUGCAAUUUCUAUUCCUGAAAAAGAACAGCCAUUAAAGGGGGAAAUUGAGAGUUAUCUGAUGGAGCUGCAAGGUGGUGUGCCCUCUUCAUCCCAGGAUUCUCAAGCAUCGUCAUCUAAACUAGGGUUGGAUCCUCAGAUAGGGUCCCUAGAUGAUGGUGGGGGGGACCUCUCCCUGUCAAAAAGCUCUAUUUCUAUCAGUGACCCCCUAAACACACCAGCAUUGGAUUUUUCUCAGUUGUUUAAUUUCAUACCAUUAAAUGGUCCUCCUUAUAACCCUAUAUCAGUAGGGAGCCUUGGAAUGAGCUAUUCCCAAGAAGAAGCACAUUCUUCUGUGUCUCAGCUCCCCCCACAAACACAGGAUCUUCAGGAUCCUGCAAACACUCUAGGUCUUGGGUCUCUGCACUCACUGUCAGCAGCUUUCACCAGUAGUUUAAGCACAAGCACCACCCUACCACGUUUCCAUCAAGCUUUUCAGUAGGAUUCCAUGACGUGCAUUUAUUACGGAAAUGUAUGUGUAGCCCUGCCUUAGAUGACCAUUUUUAUUUUAGUGCCUACUUUAAGACAGUAUAAAAAUUUCCACUUUUGUAUAGUACCAAUUAUCAUUAAGCCAGUAUAAAAUAGAAACUAACUUUUUAAACGAGCUUUGGAACCAUUCGUGUUCAGUUAUGUUUACCUGGGUAUUUUGUCCUGAUUCACUGCCAACUGUCAUAUUUUAAGAUUAUUUUUCAUAUAGGAAAGCCAUUAUUUUUAGUAAAGUCUUACAGAUCUCAUGUUCAAAUUACUUUUCAAUCUUAAAAUUUUCAUUUUUGUCCAAUAACAAUGGCUCUACCUUUUGACAUUUGGCUGAUUAAAAAAUUUCACAAUAGAAUAUAAAUUUUCUAAAAUGUAUAUGAAUAGCCGGAGAGUUUUAAAAUUUUUAUUAGCCUCUAAAUGGAUUCAUAGUCAGAUGUUUCAAAUGAAUUGAGAAUCCAGUUUGGAGAGAUAACAGAUGUUGCUGAGAUAUACCAUAAUUUCAGGUCAGUAUAUUUUGAAGACUUGCUAUUGUCUGGCUCAAGUGUUUGCAUCUUUAUUAUGCACAUAUAAGGAAAACAAAACCUAAACACAAAGCACCAGUAUUUAUAGCAAAAAGAGACUGCUAGUAAGGUGACACGGCAUUCCAUGUUACUUAAUAGUUGGCCUUAAAUUAGUACAGAGGAUAUUUUGCCACAUUUCAAACUUCCUAACUUGCUCUCUUUCCAUUUAAUAAUACUAAUAGUAUAUGGCAUCAGAGUCUUCAGAGUCAGUGUAUAGAUAGAGCUCUUUAAUCUUUUCCACCUUUCAUGGCCAAAGGGUGGGUCAAGUGCAGCCAGCAAUUUUAUUUUGAUUGUCAGUCCACAGUUAGUCCGGAAUCGAGAGCCAUUGUGGAACACAGAUGUUAGGUCUGUUCAUCCCAGAGUGGACUGUCUCAUCUUUUGUGGUGUGAUAGCCUCCUAAGCAGGAAGACACAUGUGAAGCACACGGUUCAACUUGGGGACUUGUCUAGAGAUCAUGUCCCCUGUUGCCAGGGUUGGAAGCCAGACUCUUCAAGAGUAAGGUAAAAGCAUGUCGCUUAUGUCACUUCUUGCUGAAUUUGAUAGAGUUUUCUUUCCCUUGAGAGCCAAAAGCAGAAAACAAAACAACAGUCCUGCCCCCAUGGUAUCUUUCUUAUUCAGUGUUAAUUCAUCUCUUCUUCAUAUUUUUAGAUGGAGACUUUAAAGUUAAAUGCAUUAGAAGGCUAUUUAAGGAAUGACCACAAAGUUUUAAGUGACUAAAAAUAUAUACAGUAAAACCCCACUUUUACACGUCUCUGGCAAAUGGGGGGAAUGUUGCAAAUAAGUUGAAUUUGUAGAGGUGGGAACAGUAAAGCAAAACAAGCACUAUCUUAGUUAAUGUGAAAAUAACAAUCAAGAAUUUUGUGUUCACUGAAUAAAAUAGUUAUUAUGGGCUUUCCUGAUGUUAGACAACCACCAUAAUCUCAAAAAUCAGAUUAUUAUAUCUUUCUAUCGGUUGGGACAUCAACCUAAGAAACGUAUCUAUUAAGCACUUGUUAACACCUUAUUUUGGGACCCUGUCUGUUAGGGGGGGUGUGAGGGGAGAAGGUUUAUAGAAGAGUAUAUAUCUCUUUAAAAAAAAAAAAAAAAGAAAGAAAAAUAUUUCUGAGCACUCAUUAGCCCUGUAUGGAAGCUUAUUUUCUUUCUUAUAGGGCCAGUUAUCACUGCAGAUUGCAAUGUUUACCAAGAAUUUCUAAAAAUGAGUGCAGAUUACUGAGUAUAAUACAUUAUUUAAAAUAUUUGGGAGUAGUAUAAUUUGUGGAGAAAUGUAAAUUGUAAUAAUGUAAAUGGGGGUUUCACUAUAUAUAUUAUAUAUAUAUGUACACACACACACACACACACACCUAUAUCGCACUUCAUAGAAUCAAAGUUGCUCUCUUCAGGAGCUUAGGCUCCUGAUAUUUUAUUACGCUCCUAUUUUAUUUUAAAUCUUAGGAGCAGUAGUUUUUAUACUUAUGUAUUUAAAUUUUAUUAUUAAAAAUUACAUUUUAUAAAAAAGUGUGUUCCAAAGGCAUUAAAAUUAUAUAUGUUAAUAAGGAAAUACAUUUUUAAAAUUUUCAAACUGCUCCUAAGCUUUUGAUUAGGAGAAUAUUUGCUCUGAAAGUAGGCUUUUAGCUCUGCUUUUAUUACUGCUUCCUUUAGUUUCUAUGAAACAGAUUGCUUACCUAAAUCAUUAGUUGAAUGAUUAGUGUUCAAUAUUGCUUUAAUCACCAUUGGAAAAAAAAGAAAUUUGGUGACAGAGCACAAAUAAAUAGAAAACCUGUUUUUCAAUAAAAACCACAAAUACAACUGUGGAAGCACUACUUUAUUUUGUCUCAAAUUUGCUUAAGGAGAAGUCAAAUUAAGGAACUGAGACGUUGGCCUUAGUAGGCUGUAUUUCAUUACUAAUAAAAAACUAAAAAGGGAGUACCAGGAUUUAUUAAAUAAAGCAUUUUGGAAACGGGGAAUGGCGCCAUAAACGUAUAUAUAUUUUUAGUCUAAUUCUAGCCCUGCGUGGAGUUCAGAUACAUGGAGGCACAUCUUUCAUGGCACCGGUGUUAAAAUCGUGGAGUCUUAAUUUUCAGACGUACACCUCCUUGCCUGUUGCUGCCCCACCGACUUGAAAUAACGCUUCCAAGUAAGAGGGAAUUCAGCUAAUUUGUUUUUUAAAUUGACUGCAGUGGUCACUAAACCCUUUUUGAGAGAAUUUCUAUUAAACAUGAGGCAGACUCAUUUAUUUUAAUUGCACAGUGGUCUAACAAGGAUGUAACAGAACUGGCUCUUUUUUUUUUUCUAAAAAAAGUUGACAUUUGUUUUUUUUGUCAAAUGGAUGUGAUUAAAAAUAAUUAUUGCCAAUGCAAUUUUCAUUCUCCAGUGGCCAGAAUUAUCAUCCUUGAAAUAUCUAGUAGUGCCUUUGCUUGGUUAAAAAAACAAAAAAAACAAAAAAAAGGGAUUAUCAUUAAGUAAAAAUAUUUCAGUUUAGAAUUUGGACCUCAGACAAGAUAUUGAACCUCAUUCAGUUUGAACUUCCACAUGUGUAUACAAAUUAGAUCACCAGACACAGAAGCACGAGUGUGGAAGGAUCUUGGCACUGUAAGCAAUAUUAUCCAUUGAUGUAUGCAAAUAUCACCUUGACAGUUAUUGGUCACUGUUAAAAUUUGCAUUUUAAAAUCUAUUACCAAGUUCAUUUUUUCAAAACUUCAGUUGUCCUGGCUGAUCAUGCACCACUCUUUGUGCAACUUUUUAAUUUCAUUUAGUGUUUCUUCCAAGCUAUGUAUUUUUGCCUGUUUGUUGCUCGUGCUUUAUUCUUCUUAGUCAUUUGUGGAAUAUAGUGAUAUAUUGUGUUAAUUUGGACAGUAGCGGUUUUUAAAAACCAUAUACUGACUGAAACAUGAGCCAGAGCUGAUUGCUUUAUUAAGCUAAUAAUGAAUGUUAAAGAGUACAUAUUUUCAGGAUCAUUCAUCUAGUAAGCAAUACACAUAUAUAGGCCAAUAUUUUUUUAAAAAAUAGAGCUUGGUCAACCUCUAUACUACACAUAUUACAAGAUAUAGCACUUUCAAAAUGAAUCUAAACCUUUACAGAAACUUUCUUAUAGGUUAUGCCUUUUAUUUUAAGACUUAUUAUAAUUUGUUUCAAGUGCCAUUAGAUGAUAUAUAUGUAGGCCUUUGAUAUAUAAUGCUUUGUGUUCAAAAAUGGUAGAUGGUAUUUUAAACAGGUACAUUUUUACAGUGUUUUCUUAUCAAUUUGCUAUAUUGCACAGGAUCAGUGUGUCUUUGCAUAAGGUUUUACAAUGGUUUAUUUUUUUUACAAGGUUUACGUGUCUCAAAACACACUGUCUUCCCAGUAUGUAAAUUAAAAAAUACCAGUUCACCCAGGUUGCUUCUAGCCUACUGAGAUCCAUGUGACAUUGGAGGAGAUCUUUGAAAUGUUGAGUAUUCUUCAUUAGCAAUAGCAGACUUAUCUCUGACAAAUGAGUGCCUACGUUGACUCUGUCUUAUUUUUCUCACACUGUGUCAGCAGCCAUAUCUACAGCACAAGUAGUGUGUUGCGAUUGCGUAGAUCCACAUAAGUUGUGUUGUGUAGUUUUGUACUAGAAACCCAUAUAGAGCUCCUUUUUGAUCAUAUAAAACAAGGUAAUGCUACCCAGUUUGGUGAAGGCUUGCUUAGAUCACCGCUAGGCCCUUCUACAACCUUAUCAACCCUCUGAGGAUGGAAGGCAGUGUCUUUUGAUGAGUUACCUAGCUCUAGAAAUGACAGAACUAUUGCUAAUGUAUAAAACACUUCAUUGUAUAAGCUUCAGUGGUACAGAUGAACCAGAAUGAAUGUUUGUCUUCUCAGAAACACUCCUAUAUUAUGUUGGAUCAUGCUGCUAAUGUAACUUGGGAUACAACUCUUCAUGGUGCUACAAACUUCUCUGUCUCGUUCAGUCGUAUUUUUUUAUCCAUAGGAAAAAGGACUACAUUAGGUGUAAAGGUGUACAAUAUAUUUUUAUACUGUGACUUGAUUUGUCAUUAACAAACUUUUACACCACCCACCACAAUGUAUUCAUGUGCACUUGCAAAAGGAAAUCUUGGACAUGCAAAUGUUACCAGAACAAACCCAGCUUUUGUCCACAAGGUGACUAUAACUCAGAAGGAACAGCGGGCUUUAUAGUAUGGUGUGGAGUGAAGAGCAUGCUGUCUGUCACUAACAGCCCUCUGAAUUUCACAAAAACUGGGAAUCCAUUAGGAAAUGGAUAGCAUCAUGCCUGAACAUAAGCUGGACUGCUGAAAUUGUAUUUUUAGCUGAUGAAAAAGUGUUGGGCUAGUACUCUAAAAAUGUUCUAAUGAUAAAGUUUUGAGUCAAAAUAGAAAAGAAAAAUAUCUGCAUUCCAGGCUGAAUUUUGUAUAUUUUUAUUGCAUUUAAAAUCGCUAUUCUGUGAUAUUGGGAAAUCAAGUGGCUUAUCAUGUAUAUCAUGUACUUAAAAUGUAUUCACAAACUACUGUUGUAUUUGUAUAAAAUAUAGACAAAGACCGUAUUUUCUGUGUGUGUAUAAGCUCUGUAAAAUAGCAAUCACAUUAUGAAGCUGCAGUGACGCUACAGUUUAAACAUCCACAUCCAAAGAAGCAGGCUAUUUAUUGUCCAGUUACCCAGAUAUAAAAUAUUAAUUUGCUGCUAAUUAAACAAUAGUACUGCAGCUUCUUGUGGCCUACAGUGUUAUGUUUGCUGUAAGAAAAAGAUAUGUGAACUCCACAAAAUAUAUGAAUAAAAUUAUAGAAUGGCUUUA
Equus caballus (horse) is the source of this 7389-nucleotide messenger RNA. RefSeq names its product PLAG1 zinc finger (gene PLAG1). NCBI's taxonomy places the organism in Eukaryota, Metazoa, Chordata, Mammalia, Perissodactyla, Equidae. Gene Ontology annotation, molecular function: sequence-specific DNA binding; DNA-binding transcription factor activity, RNA polymerase II-specific. Gene Ontology annotation, cellular component: nucleus. Gene Ontology annotation, biological process: regulation of transcription by RNA polymerase II. The record is from RefSeq and is a predicted model, not a curated record.